AAAUAGAUUAUUCCCUCUAGAUAUCAUAUUCCAAAUUUGCAAUAACUUGCUCCAAUGUCUGUGUGUCUUCAGGCUUCAUCAAGUUCUCAUCCACCUGUAAAAGAGGGUGUGCCUGAGAUUGUUCGUCGGUCUGCAAAUUAUCAUCCCUGUGUCUGGGGAGACCAUUUCCUUGCAUACUCUGGUCCUGAUCACGCGAUACCUGACCAUGACACAGAGCGAAAAAUUCAGGAACUGAAAGAAGAAGUGAAGGAGAUGCUACUGUCAGCAGCUCCUCAACCCAACCAACAGCUUAAGUUGAUUGAUGAUCUUCAACGACUUGGUCUCGCCUACCAUUUUGAAGCAGAGAUCAACCUGGCUUUACAUGAUAUGAAUGGUAUCUUUUCUGAGCUCUUUGCUAAUAAAAGUGAGGAUGAUCUUCGCAUGGUAGCUCUUUGCUUCCGGUUACUUAGACAACAAGGGUAUGAUGUAUCUUCUGAUGUGUUCAAACAAUUCAAGGACGAGAACAAAGGGACAUUCAAGGACUGCUUGAGCAAGGAUGUGGAAGGACUGCUUAGUUUAUAUGAAGCUGCACACCUUAGGCUGCAUGGAGAAGACAUACUAGAAGAAGCAUUGGCAUUCACAACCUCUCAGCUUGAGCAACUCAAGGGUCAGUUGAAAAAUCCCCUAGCAGCACAAGUGACUCAUGCACUUAAGAUACCCAUUUGGAGGAGUGUAAACCGGGCUGAAGCAAGGCGCUACAUCUCUGUUUACAGCGAAGAUGAUUCUCAUAAUGAAGCUCUGUUGUUAUUUGCCAAACUAGACUUUAAUCUCCUGCAGAAACUUCAUCAGGGAGAACUAGCAAAUAUCUACAGGUGGUGGGAAAAAUUCAAUUUUAAGGAAAAAUUGCCUUUUGCAAGAGACAGAUGGGUGGAGUGCUACUUUUGGGGGUUAGGAUUGUAUUUUGAGCCUCAGUAUGCCCUUGCCCGCACAAUAUUAACAAAAGUAUUUUCACUGAUGAUCGUUCUUGAUGACAUAUACGACGUGUACGGUACACUUGAAGAAGUUACACUACUGACAGACGCAAUUGACAGGUUGGACAUCAGUGCCUUAGAUCAGCUACCAGAUUACAUGAAGUACUUUUAUCAAAUUCUCUUAGAUUUUUAUGCUGAAGUCGAGGAAGACUUGAGCAAGGAGGGACUCCCAUUAUACCGUGUCCAGUAUGCAAAAGAUGCAAUGAAGCAAUUAACUAGGUCAUACCAGUAUGAAGCUGAGUGUUUAGACAAAGGUUUAGUUCCAACAAUGGAUGAAUAUAUGCACCAUGGACUAGUCACUGCAGCUUUAACCAUUCUUGGAAUUCAUUCCUUCUUGGGAAUAAGGGACAUGGUUACCGAGAAAUCCCUUGAUUGGAUAUCUCAUUUUCCACUGCUUAUCAGGGCUGGAUGCUUAUUUUGCAGACUCACUGACGAUAUGAUUGAGCUCGAGGCCGAGAAGAAGACAGUAGACACAGCUUCCGCCGUUGAGUGUUACAUGAAACAACAUGGUGUUUCAAAGGAACAUACAUUUUCUGAGUUUCGCAAACAAAUUGUUGAUGCAUGGAUAGAUAUAAAUUCGGAGUGCCUCCGUCCAACUGCAGUCCCGAUGCCUCUUAUUAGCACCGCUUUCAAUAUGGUCCGUGUGACAAAUCUUCUUUACCAGGAUAUUGAUGGAUUCACUACAUCGGAGACUAAAACCAAAGAAAUUCUCACCCCUGUCCUCGUUGAUUCUAUUCCAAUUUAAGCGUGAUUUAUGUAAGCCUUAUGUCUCAAUCAUGUUAUGGAACCUGCAACAGAUCAUCCAAAGGUUCGAAUUUAUCAGAUACUUUUUAAGUUUAUAUACUGGUUUGAUUGUGAAAUAAGGGCUCACUUUGUAAUUUUAAUGUAAUAUAUAAUAAAGAUUCGGGCUUAUAUUUUUU
Messenger RNA from Daucus carota subsp. sativus, 1930 nucleotides. RefSeq names its product sesquiterpene synthase Cop-like. Gene Ontology annotation, biological process: diterpenoid biosynthetic process. Bases 55 to 1755 code for a protein of 566 amino acids. The record is from RefSeq and is a predicted model, not a curated record. The transcript is spliced from 7 exons. Gene Ontology annotation, molecular function: terpene synthase activity; magnesium ion binding. NCBI's taxonomy places the organism in Eukaryota, Viridiplantae, Streptophyta, Magnoliopsida, Apiales, Apiaceae.